Messenger RNA from Bufo gargarizans (Asiatic toad), 2150 nucleotides. RefSeq names its product adenine phosphoribosyltransferase-like. The record is from RefSeq and is a predicted model, not a curated record. Gene Ontology annotation, molecular function: adenine phosphoribosyltransferase activity. NCBI's taxonomy places the organism in Eukaryota, Metazoa, Chordata, Amphibia, Anura, Bufonidae. The transcript is spliced from 6 exons. The coding region runs from base 65 to 709 and encodes 214 amino acids.
GCUGAGAGAAGAAAAAGCAAACCAGGGAGCAGACUGCGUCUACAGCAACUUGUAACGGUUUAAAAUGCCAGGUAGCAACACAUCACCUAUCCACUUGGAUCUGUACAAGAGCCCAGAGAACAGAACCUGUGGCUGGUAUCUAUCAUUAAUGGCUCCUAAUGAAAAAGGACCAAGCUACGCUUGGCUGGACCCAUCCAGACUUUACUGCCACCAGCAGGCCCUGCAGGAUUGCAUUGAAGAUCUUCUACAACCCUUUAAGAAUGACCAGAUAGAUCUUGUUGCUGGGAUUGAUGCCAUGGGAUUCAUCCUAGGAGCUGCUAUCGCCUCACAUUUGGGGAAAGGUUUUUUAGCCAUCAGGAAAGCUGGCCACCUAUGUGUCAAGACAAAUAGCCAGACAUAUGUUGACUACUCUGGAAAGGAAAAAAACAUGGAGAUCCGGACUGAUGCCAUUAAGCCAGGUGUGCGCAUCUUGUUAGUGGAUCAGUGGAUUGAGACAGGAGGAACUAUGAGAGCUGCUAUUAAACUGGUGGAAGAUCAAGGUGGGAUUGUUGCAGGAGUUGCUACCAUCUGUAUUGAGGACAGUGAUGGAGGCAAAUGGGUGAGAGAAAACUACAAAUGUUCUGACUGUGUUCCUGAUGACAUAAGAAGCCAGUUUAACAGACAUUUCUUGGAGAGCUUUCAUGCCUUCGAAAAACAGCAGAAAAGUUAGGACAUUACCAUAGUGUAUCUGCAUUCAUCGGAAUGAGGUAGUUCCAUCUCUAUUCCAGUAACGUCUUAUUGAAAGCCUGAAUAAGUAGUUACCAUACAACAGCAUUAUGAUGCAGAAACUGUGAUGUGAGUGCGCCUCCAUGAGAUGCAGGUCAGAAGUGCAUCAGAGACUGUAAGAUUGUCCUGGUGUCUUCAUUUACAGCUGGAACUCACAGCACCUCCGCAUUGCAAGAAGAAGAAAGUAGUAAUAUUUCUUAAUUUUUUUUCCCACUGUUUCAAGACUGUGAACUAUUUGUAGAGAUUAAUCCGCCUGGAAAAUAAAUUCUCUAUUGGAUAUUUUACCUGCCUAAUACUGAAAUAAAGCAAACACCAGACAUCUGCCUGUCAGUGUACAUUUCAUGUAAGCUUUAACAAGCUGUUUAACUAAACAAAUGAAGGUGUUCUUUGGUGGGAUCUGCAUAUAUGUGGGCAGAUUUACUAAUCCUGACUAAAAUGCAGAGAGUGUAAACUUAAACAGGCAGUUUAACGAUCCGCUAGACUUAUCACAGUGGCUGGUGCUGGAUGAUAAAUUUGGUUCAUGACUAGACACGUUGGUCGGCUUAUUUUGCGCUUAAAUUAUGAUGCAAUUUUGGUGCACAUUUUUACAUAUUAAGCCACACCCCCUUUCUGCUAGGCCAGACUCUUUCCCCAAUUAAGCCACACCCUCUUAUUGAGCAAGAUGCGGUGCAUUAUUCUUUUUGAUGCAUUUACUUCAUAAACUGAACAUUAUGGGGCACAUUUAUUGAGCCCAGCAUUUAAGCCGGCAGUCUUAAUACAGCCUUAAGCUGGCGGUGUAUCCGCUGCAGUUAUGAAGAGGUGCAGGCCUCUGAAUAACUUCGGCGUAUACAGCACCAGUUCUAAAUGUAAAACAGCUUGCGAGCUGUCUUACAUUUAGACCUUUUUCUAUGCCUAAAACAGGCGUAGAAAAUGGUAAAUGAGACGGGCCUCCUGGCCUGUCCUCUUCUCGCCCAUGCCACGCCCAGAAUUUUAGACCAGAAAGGCCAGACGCUGGAGGUAGGCCUGCAUGAGGGGUUUUGGGCUCCGGGGCCGAGGAGUGGCUAGGAAGGGUUAGGAUAGUGAGGAGGCGGAGUGGCGCAGGGUAGGGGCGGAGCCAACUGACCGGCGCCAUUUCGGGAGAAGAGGAGCAUGAGAGCGGACAUCUCCCUCCCACCCGCCCUGUUUUUGGGUGUUCUGUGGGGAGGAUGAUGGUGGUGAGUGAUGUCGCGGCAGUCGUGGUGGGGAAAGGUCAUAGAAGCUGGUGGUCUUGAAUGGUGUGGAAAAUGGGAGGGCCCCCAGGAGGGGGGGCUGGACUCUCAUAGUUGGGGCAUUUUUAGGUUCUUUCAGAGAAGCGUCCGUCAGUUAGUGUCUCCGAGCUGGAGUUUUGCGGCUGGAGGCAAGAUGGA